AGGCAGCAGUACAGGGUGCAUUUAUAGUAAGAUCUGUGGCAUACGAGUAGCGUGUCUUAGCCUGAGUGAAACGGCCUCUUCCUUCACCAGGUUUGCUGGAAUACCAUUCAAAAUGGAGGCACAGAAGACAGAAGCGAGGGAAUGCGUGCGAAGUGGCAGCACAGCCUGCGUGCCGCAGUUCACCAACUCCCCCACCAUGAUCGUGAUGGUUGGCUUGCCCGCCCGGGGGAAAACCUACAUCUCUAAGAAGCUCACUCGCUAUCUCAACUGGAUCGGUGUGGUCACCAAAGUGUUCAACGUCGGGCAGUACCGCAGAAAGGCAGUUCCCACCUACGAGAGCUUUGAGUUUUUCCGGCCAGACAACGAGGAGGCCAUGAAGAUCCGCAAAGCCUGUGCCCUUGCUGCCUUGAGAGACAUACCUGUUUUCUUCAGUCAGGAGAAAGGACAAGUGGCAGUGUUUGAUGCCACCAACACCACACGUGAGCGCAGGGAGAUGAUCCAUCAGUUUGCCUUGGAGCACAGCUACAAGAUCUUCUUUGUGGAGUCCUUAUGUGAUGAUCCAGAUAUCAUUGCAGAAAACAUCAAGGAAGUGAAGCUCAGCUGCCCAGACUACAAGGGCCGUGACAUGAAAGAAACAGUGGAGGACUUCCUGAAGAGGAUCGAUUGCUACAAACGUGCCUAUGUGUCCCUGGAUGAGGAUUUUGACAGGAACUUGUCCUUCAUAAAGAUCUUUAACGUGGGCCGGCGAUACCUGGUGAACAGGGUCCUAGACCACAUCCAAAGCCGCAUCGUCUACUACCUCAUGAACAUCCACGUCACGCCACGCUCCAUUUACCUGUGUCGCCAUGGAGAGAGUGAGCUCAACCUACAAGGCCGAAUCGGAGGAGACUCUGACCUUUCACCGCGGGGUAGGAAGUUUGCCAGUGCACUAAGAGACUUCAUCCAGAGCCAGGCCAUUCAGGAUCUGAAAAUCUGGACCAGCCACCUGAAGCGCACCAUCCAGACCGCUCAGCCUGUGGGUGUACCCUACGAGCCCUGGAAGGCUCUCAAUGAGAUUGAUGCAGGAGUGUGUGAGGAAAUGAUGUAUGAGGAGAUACAGGAGAACUACCCAGAGGAAUUUGCCCUGCGAGACCAGGACAAAUACCGCUACCGCUACCCCAAAGGAGAGUCUUAUGAGGACCUGGUGCAGCGGUUGGAGCCAGUCAUCAUGGAGCUGGAGCGCCAGGAGAACGUGCUAGUGGUCUGUCACCAGGCCGUCAUGCGCUGCCUGCUGGCCUACUUCCUGGAUAAGAACGCAGAGGACCUGCCCUACCUCAAGUGCCCUCUCCACACAGUUCUGAAACUCACACCAGUGGCCUAUGGCUGCAAAGUGGAAUCCUUUUGCUUGAAUGUUGAAGCAGUGAACACACACAGAGAGAAGCCUGUGAAUGUGUGUGUGACCAGAGACACAGAAGACGCCUUACUGACCGUCCCAGACCACUUUUGAAUGGAGCAGGCGGAAGAGAUGCAGCACCUGCAGUGUCCACAGUGCCCUGCGGUUGCAGAUUUAUGUUGAAGUUGCUUUAUGCCAUCUUUUGUAAAUGUAUGACUGCGGCAAUGUAUGUUGUUUUACCUUAAAGUAGCUGCGCGAGCGUGUAUGUGUGCGCGCGUGUGCGUAUGCGUGUGUGCGCAUGUGUGCCUGGAGAAGGUGCUGGAGGUGUGUUUCAGGGAACUCUUUCAUAUUUGGAAAGCCAGGAAAUGUACUGUUCAUGCUGGUUACAUCGACUCCGAAAGGAACUUCCCGCAUGCUGGCUGAUGCCGUGGCAGUCAGUGAAGCUGCAAGCACAAUAAGAAGCCUUAUGAAGCCUUGUGAACUGUACAGGACAGCUCAAGGAAUCACUGCUUUCUGUGUCCGGUGAAGUGGAAGACAGAAUUCCCAGGAUUCAUCCCAGCAGACACUUCCCCACCCUCUGCCCUGGAACCUCUUCUAGCUCUACCGAAAGCCUCAGAACACAUUCUGACUGUAUCUCUGGCCUGGAACCCCUUCUGGCUCUACCCAAAGCCUCAGAACACAUUCUGACUGUACCUCCGGCCUGGAACCUGUUCGAACUCUACUCGAGACCUCAGAACACAUUCUGACAGUACCUCUGGCCCAAAACCCAUUCUAGCUCUACCCGAAGCUUCAGAACACAUUCUGACUGUACUUCUGACACCAGUUUUAGUCAUUUAUUAAACGAACGUACAAAAAUACAGAACAUACACAGGCUAAUAUAACUGGGGAAGCUACAGGAAGUAUGAGAGUUUGUAUGAGUGUGUGAGUGUGAGUGUUAGUGUACACUUGUGUGCCUGUAAAUGCAUGUGCGUGUACUUGUGUUAUUUUAACAAAGGAGAAAACAAAUUUAGCUUGUUGCUUGCGUUUGUGUAGUGGUAUCCAUGUCUGAAGAACCUAAUUUGGCUGCAAGUGAGAGCGAAGCAUAGCUUCAACUUAUAAGCGCAACAAUAACUAAUAGCUGGUUAUUCACUGACUACUGGUAGUAUUAAGAUUGUAAGAUCGUUAGAGUUUGAGUUGGAGAGUUAGCUGGAAGGAAAGACAGACCACGUGUGGUUACACUAUGAGUAGACAGUGAGCCGAUUCAAGUAAUUGCACAGCUAACAACUCAGUCAGUUGAUCAGACAAAUAGGAACAAAAAUAAUCACAUUAAUCUUAAUUAAGACUAAGCUAAACUGCAGCUACUGCCUGGGAUGUUUAGUGAGUCUUAUGGCGAUUCUUCCAUGUGUUGUACCUGGUCCCUGUGGGCUUUUGGGAGAGCACGACUGUGGAGUUGGGAACUGUGGAGGUUUCCAAUGGUGGAGGUUUUGUCUUGUUCGGUCGUCUGAAGAUGUCCUUUUUCUGCUUGGAAAAAGUUUGUUUUGCUGCUUAGAAAAA
Messenger RNA from Anguilla anguilla (European eel), 2905 nucleotides. RefSeq names its product 6-phosphofructo-2-kinase/fructose-2,6-bisphosphatase-like. Gene Ontology annotation, molecular function: ATP binding; fructose-2,6-bisphosphate 2-phosphatase activity; 6-phosphofructo-2-kinase activity. Bases 113 to 1486 code for a protein of 457 amino acids. Gene Ontology annotation, cellular component: 6-phosphofructo-2-kinase/fructose-2,6-biphosphatase complex; cytosol. The record is from RefSeq and is a predicted model, not a curated record. Gene Ontology annotation, biological process: fructose 2,6-bisphosphate metabolic process; fructose metabolic process. The transcript has 14 exons. Lineage: Eukaryota; Metazoa; Chordata; Actinopteri; Anguilliformes; Anguillidae.